CCGCUGUCUGUCUGUCUGACGGUGCGCGCGUGCGUGCGCGCGAUCUCCUUUCCGCUCGCCCCGUGCUGCUGCUCCUCAAUGUAGCCAAAACCAUGACAGGCAUCGCCGCUGCCUCCUUCUUCUCCAACAGUUGCCAGUUCGGGGGCUGUGGACUGCACUUCGAGUCGCUGGCCGAGCUCAUCGUGCACAUCGAGGAUAAUCACAUCGAUACAGAUCCUCGCGUGUUGGAGAAACAGGAACAGCAGCAGCCCACUUAUGUCGCCCUCAGCUACAUUAACAGGUUUAUGACGGAUGCAGCGCGGCGGGAGCACGAGACUCUGAAGAAGAAAGUUCAGCCAAAGCUGUCCCUCUCACUGAUGGGCAGCCUUUCACGCAACAGCGUGGCCACGCCCCCUCGCCACAACAGCGGCAACCUGACCCCGCCCGUGACCCCGCCCAUCACACCCUCAUCUUCAUUCAGGAGCAGCACCCCCACAGGCAGCGAGUAUGAUGAGGAGGAAGCAGAAUACGAAGAGUCUGACAGCGACGAGUCGUGGACCACCGAAAGUGCCAUUAGCUCUGAAUCCAUCCUCAGCUCCAUGUGCAUGAACGGAGGGGAUGAGAAACCGUUCGCAUGUCCCGUGCCUGGCUGCAAAAAGAGAUACAAGAAUGUGAAUGGUAUUAAGUACCACGCCAAGAACGGCCACCGCACUCAGAUCCGCGUUCGGAAGCCCUUCAAGUGCCGGUGUGGUAAAAGCUACAAAAGCUCUCAGGGGCUUCGACACCACACCAUCAACUUCCACCCGCCCGUCUCUGCCGACAUCAUCCGCAAGAUGCAGCAGUAGAGAGUGCCAACAUCCUCCUCGACAUUCCCACACACACACACACACACACACACACACUCCAACACAUGUAUAUACAGAACAAACAGAACACCUCGGCAUCCAUCCGCACCAGCAGCUGUGGCUGUCCAUUAACUUUGACACAAUUUGUCCUCCAUUUUUUGGACAGUGUAUCUGAAGGACAAUUUGUCUUUCUCUCUCUAUUUUUUGCUCUUUCAAGAGUAUGACUCUUUCACCUCCCUUUUCCCUCCACUCCUCAUGAGGAGGAAACUUUAAUCUUUUUAUAUUCCUCUUCCUCAAGGAAGACUCCCUGAAUCCCUGUGUCAUUCCGUACCUCCAUGAGGAGGAUCUGAUUCUACCGUUCUAUCAAAACACUACAUUUUGAAUCGCAUGUUUUCAUUCUGUCAUUUUUGUUCUCUUUAUCAUCUCUUUGGCUUAUUUGUAUCUUAACGGUUUUGUAUUUUUGCACAUUUGCUUCUUCUUUAAAAAAUUUUUUGUUUGAUGCUAGGUGCUUAUUGUAAAAGACUGACGGUAUGUUUGGAAAGGAGAGAAUCGUGACUAGAUAACCAGCCUGACGCCGAAAAGAAGUAAAGCUUAAGGAUUUGGCGUGAACACGAGUCUCUGUGUGAGAAAAACUGAAAAUAGGAAAGGCUUGAAACGUCUGAAUGUUUGUAAUAUAUAUCUACCCCAUAUAAGCAACAUUCAUAGCUAAAGAUUGUGUAUAUAACUAUAUUCUAUAAGUUUCAUAGUCAGAUUUUAAAUUCUAUACUUUAUUCCUUUGUAUAUUUUCAACUGAUCUUCAGAGAUGACGAUAUGGAUUGAUUAUGGAUGUGCAGUUUUUUGGUAGUGCUUUCACCUUCUCCAUUACUCUCAGAAAAGUUAUGAGUUACAGCACCAAAUGACUCUCAGGUGACAAAUCGCCAGCAUUUGAGAACUAUAAUCCUGUCUGAUAGUAUUUUAGAGUAGGCUGUUACACUCUUCCCAGGUCCACUGUGGCCGGACUGUUCUAGAGCGAUCUAGAACUCCGCAGAGAUCUGGUGAAGAACCUAAAGCACUUUGUAGAGACCAUUUGCCAACAUGUUUAGGGAAUUUUGUAUUGCCAACAAAUUGCAGAAUGUUUUCUGCAAAUCAGCUGCGAAAUUCAAAAGG
Messenger RNA from Carassius carassius (crucian carp), 1970 nucleotides. Its product is annotated as juxtaposed with another zinc finger protein 1. NCBI's taxonomy places the organism in Eukaryota, Metazoa, Chordata, Actinopteri, Cypriniformes, Cyprinidae. The coding region runs from base 93 to 824 and encodes 243 amino acids. The transcript is spliced from 5 exons. Gene Ontology annotation, cellular component: nucleus. The record is from RefSeq and is a predicted model, not a curated record.